UUUCCUAGUACACUUAUUUGCAACAAAAAAAAUAUUCCAAAAAAUCCAGCUUUCAAGAAAAUGCAGUUUGUGAUGUGGCUUGUACUUGUGGUGAUGAUGCUGACAUUCUUGAAAUCAGCUUCUUCACAGUCAGAAAUCCCAGGCUGCUCACCUGCAGACAGAGCUGCUCUUCUUGGAUUCAAAGCCGGCAUUGCCAAGGACACCACCGGCUUCCUCUCCACGUGGAGUGGCGAUGACUGCUGCAGCGGCGGCUGGGAGGGCGUGGAGUGCGGCCAGGGCGGGAGAGUCAACAGAUUGAUGCUGCAGAGCCAUGGUGGUGUGUUGAUGAAGGGAGUUCUCUCUCCCUCUCUCGGCACCUUGCAUUUCUUGGAGAUCAUGGUGAUCAGCGGCAUGAGACGGAUUGCUGGGAGGAUUCCUGACAGCUUCUCCGGCCUCACACGCCUCACUCAACUGGUUCUUGAUGACAACUCACUGCAAGGAGCCAUCCCUUCCAGUUUAGGCAAGUUGAGGAAUCUUCAGAUAUUGUCCUUGAGUGGUAACCGUUUUAACGGCCAGAUUCCACCUGCAUUGGGGAAUUUGAGGAAUCUCCUGCAGCUGAAUCUGGCUAAGAAUCUGCUCACUGGCUCAAUUCCUCAGGCUGUUGGGAAUCUCAGAAGCUUGCACUCUCUUGAUCUCAGCUUCAACAUGUUGUCUGGAUCAAUACCGGAUUCUCUUGGACAGCUGCAAAAUCUGACAUAUCUUGUGCUUACAAGGAACCAGUUCUCUGGGCAGAUACCGGUUUCUUUGUGCAGUUUAGUUCGGCUUUCUGAGCUGUCGCUUGAUCAGAAUCGCCUGGUUGGAAGGAUUCCUGCACAAAUUAGGAAUAUGAAAUCAGUUUCUGUGUUGAGGCUGGGCUUUAACAAGCUCACUGGUCAAAUCCCAGAAUCCAUGGCUGAGCUGCAUAGCUUGUGGAACCUUAACUUGUCAAGAAAUCUGCUGACUGGUUCUUUGCCUGAUGCAGCGUUUGCAAAGGGGCUCCCUUCGAUUCUGUCUAUCGAUCUUUCUUACAACGAUCUUGAUUUAGGGGCGGUUCCUAGUUGGAUCAGAAACCGGCAGCUCUCUGAUGUCCAUCUAGCAGGCUGUAAGCUGCGUGGCGCGCUGCCAAACUUCACCAAGCCGGACUCCUUGGCCACGUUGGACCUAUCAGACAACUAUUUCACUAGUGGGAUCUCGAGUUUCUUGGCAAACAUGGCUAGUUUGCGGACUGCAAAGAUCUCCAACAACUUGAUCAAGGCUGAUGUCUCCACAUUGAGGUUGCCUGGCCAGAUUUCGGCUCUUGAUCUCCAUUCAAACCGCCUCUUUGGCUCUCUUUCGAGGAUACUAAGCAGAUACAUGGAGGUCGUGGAUGUGUCCAACAACCAGAUCUCUGGCAGGAUUCCUGAAUUCGUUGUGGGGAUGAAAUUGAAGGUGCUGAACCUGGCAAGCAACAAGAUAUCAGGUCAUAUUCCAGAUUCAGUUUCAAACCUUGCCAAGCUGGAAAAAUUCGACAUUUCAAGAAACCAGAUAACGGGCACAAUCCCAGCUAGUCUAGGAUCAUUUGUGCAGCUGCAUUGGUUAGAUCUGUCGAUAAACGGGCUUACUGGAAGAAUCCCAGACAGUUUGUUAGGAGUCAAGGCACUGAGGCAUGCAAGCUUCAGGGCAAACAGAUUGUGUGGGAAGAUCCCACAAGGAAAGCCAUUGAACAUAUUCCCACCAGUUGCAUAUGCUCACAACUUGUGCUUGUGUGGAAAACCAUUGCCACCUUGCAAGAGUAAAAUGAAGAGAAAAAUGGGCCACUGAUAUGCUGAGUCUCUAUGCUCAUUAUCCCAUGAGCACAAGUUAAAUUACUAUCUUUUUUUUCUUCUGUGAGUUAGUUACACUUUCCCACCUGAAUUCUUGCAGUAACUUACCAUAUUCUUCA
Molecule: messenger RNA, 1939 nt
Organism: Salvia hispanica
Lineage: Eukaryota; Viridiplantae; Streptophyta; Magnoliopsida; Lamiales; Lamiaceae
Molecular function (GO): receptor serine/threonine kinase binding
Source: RefSeq, a predicted model, not a curated record